AUGCUGCAACCUUCCCGCGCCGUGACGAGCAUCCCUCCAGCCUCGGCAGACUCUCCCCAGCCCACUUCUUCCGCCCGUGUCUCUUUUCCACGAGUCCCGUCCAUUCUCUUGGCACAGCGGGGAAAACAGAGAUGUCGGACAAGUCUAGUCGCCCAUGCGACAGCGAGCAGCAGCGCCGCUUUCGCAGACAAUGACAGCGGCGACGCCAGUGGCAGCAUUUACGGUGACGAUUCCAAGCCUGAGAAUCCCGUGGAGGCCAGCGGGCUGGGGUCAUCGGACGUGCGUCUCGAGGCACGACGCGCGAUCGAUUUCUCGGAGCGCCUCAUGGCCGACCCUUACCUCCCCGUCGAAUCCGCCAUGACCACGCCGGUGGUGACGACGACGCCGGCGAACACGAUCAGCAGCAUUCUGGACCAGUUCGUACACUUCACGGGGCUGCCCGUGGUGGACCGCGAGGGGCACUGCGUGGGCGUCAUCUCCAACAUCGACAUCGCCAAACACCAGCGCCGCUCCUUCAAAAGCGUCGCCGACGCGCUCGUCAAAGAAGUGAUGACAUCUCCUGCCAUUGUCAUCACGGAACAUGCUCCUGUUGCCUAUGCAGCUGGGCUCAUGCUCAAACACAAGAUUCACCGUCUGCCUGUUGUGGAUAACACAAAUGUGGUGGUGGGCAUUCUCACCCGCACGGAUAUCUACGAGCCCCUCAUGCCAGCUGUCAACCCAGUGCUCCAUCGCCUUGUAGGCUUUGAAGAUCCGAAGCCACCCACGGCUAACCUUCGAUCCAGCAACUCUGUCCCAUCCAUGGCGAUCGCGCCAGCGUCUACUCUUCUCGCCAUCUUGGCUCUGAUCGCGUUGGCGUCCAGUGAAUUCCUCCCUGCGCGUGCGAUUGAGAACAAAUGCAGCGCGUGUGUCGCGAUCUCGAAGGAGCUGCUGCUGAUACUGUCCGAGGAGCGGCCGCGCAACCAUCUGGACAUGAGGAAUCGGCUCAACUCAGAGGGCAAGCGCGAGGGCAAGCUCAUCGACUACAGGGUGAGCGAGCUGCGAGCAGUGGAGAUCCUGGACGGGUUGUGCAAGAAGAUGGACAAAUACUCUGUCGUCACUAAGGACGAGCGGCGGGUGUGGAGCUCGCACCGUGACUACUCUCGAUCAGCCAACACUGACAGAAAGAAGCUGAUUCGCGAGGAGCAGGGCAAGGAGAUCAAGCGGUGGUGCGACAGGCUGCUGGAGGAGUAUGAAGAUGAUAUCACGGCACAGCUGCGGGCGGGCGACCUGAACAUGGACGCGGACGUGCCCGCGCUGCUGUGUGCGCGCAUCACACGCAGCUGCAAGCCCAAGGCGCUGGAGCGCGAGGUGCUUGCUGCCGACGACGGCUCCUCCCCCUCCUCCGGUGUGAGCGCCACCGUAUCGCCAGGCACGGGUGGGGGACUGGUGGAUGUGACAGAGGAGGAGAGCACCUCGGGUGCUGGUGGUGAUGCUGCCGCUGACAAGGCUGCACCGGAGCCGACGGCAGCGGUGGAUGAGUUAUGA
Closterium sp. Yama58-4 is the source of this 1524-nucleotide messenger RNA. NCBI's taxonomy places the organism in Eukaryota, Viridiplantae, Streptophyta, Zygnematophyceae, Desmidiales, Closteriaceae. The record is from the annotation of a GenBank genome assembly.